UAACCUAGAAGUAGAAGACGCGCUACUGCAGUGAAUAAGCAUUUUAGGUUCAUUCGUCGUAGUUUUAAGACGUCACUGUAUACUUAAAGUUUUACUUCCAAAGAAAAAAUAUUUUUGACUGUACGACGUACACAAACCGUAAAGUUUUAUUUUAUGCGACAGAAACAAUGAUGAAGGUCUUUCUGGAGGGCGUGGAAAAGUUUGUUGUUAUCACGUGAUAGACCGCUAAUGUUUGAUAAACUAUUUCUUUCUUAGCUCCCAGUUCUUUGGUUUCGACGUUCAAAGGUUAUUCUCAAAUAAUGCCUCAACCGAAAUACAGAAAGAUUGCUGUAUUGGGGUAUCGUUCAGUUGGAAAAUCCUCCCUCACGAUACAGUUUGUAGAAGGACAAUUUGUAGAUUCCUAUGACCCUACUAUUGAAAACACUUUUAAUAAAAUGGUGUCAGUGAAUGGCCAGGAUUUCAAUCUCCAGUUAGUCGACACUGCUGGACAGGAUGAGUAUUCCAUUUUCCCCCAGUCUCAUUCUAUGGAUAUUCAUGGUUACGUUCUGGUGUAUUCUGUCACUUCAAUGAAAAGUUUUGAAGUUGUGCAGGUUCUACACGACAAGCUUCUUGAUAUGGUUGGAAAGAUACAGGUACCUACUGUUCUAGUUGGAAACAAAAAAGACCUUCACAUGGAAAGAGUGAUUAAACCAGAAGAGGGCAAGAAGCUAGCUGAUUCUUGGGGUGCUGCUUUUAUGGAGUCAUCUGCAAAGGAAAAUCAGACAGCUGUAGAAGUUUUCAAGAGGAUUAUUCUGGAAAUGGAAAAAGUUGAUGGAAACGCCCCAUCAGAGGAGAAGAAGUGUGCUGUGAUGUAAGGCAUGCAGUAAACUCACAUGCU
Molecule: messenger RNA, 877 nt
Organism: Sinocyclocheilus grahami
Lineage: Eukaryota; Metazoa; Chordata; Actinopteri; Cypriniformes; Cyprinidae
Product: GTP-binding protein Rheb-like
Exons: 8
Coding region: 300-854 (184 amino acids)
Biological process (GO): signal transduction
Cellular component (GO): membrane
Molecular function (GO): GTPase activity; GTP binding
Source: RefSeq, a predicted model, not a curated record